UAAGUUGACUUUUAUGCUGAAAUAUUACAGCUCUCCGCAAUGACCUUCAAGCAAGAGUCUUUGGGCAGCAUUUAGUCAUUGAUGUCGUUAUGAAGCACCUGCAAGCACACAUGAUAACAAAUCCAACAAGAGCACUUGCACUGUCAUUUCAUGGAGCGACUGGCACAGGAAAGAACCAUGUCAGCAAAAUUAUCGCCGAGGGUCUAUUUCGAGAGGGAAUGAGGAGCAAGUACGUCCAUUUCAUAUCUGCAAAUAAAGACUUCACACAUGCUGAUAUGGUGCCUCUUUACAAGGAGAAAUUGAGGGAAUUGGUUGAAAGCAGUGUAAAAGAAUGUGAGUUGUCUUUCUUUAUUUUCGAUGAAAUUGACAAAAUGCCACCUGGAGUGAUUGACGCUUUGACACCUUACCUGGAUUUCCACGAGCAUCUAACGGGCACUGACUACAGAAAGGCCAUCUUCCUGUUUUUAAGUAACACGGCGGGAAAAGAUAUAUUUGAUCAUACCUUAAAACACUGGAAUUUCAGAGAAAGUAUUAAACUGAAGGAAAUGGAACAAAUAAUCAGAAAGGCCACUGUUAAUACCAACUCAAGUGGCAUGUACCUUAGCGACGUUAUAAUCAAGCACCUGAUCACGGCCUAUGUCCCGUUUCUUCCGCUAGAAAGAAAGCAUGUCGAGGGGUGUAUUAAAGAUUACCUGGUAACCAAAAAUUAUUAUAAAAGGGACAGUGUUCCAGAGGGAAUAGUACAAAAAAUCAUUAGUGAACUCAACUUUUUCCCAGAAAGCUGGAACAGGUAUUUAAUUACCGGUUGUAAACGUGUUCCAGAUAAAACUGAUUACAUAAUGUUCGAUGGAUAAGACUGAGAGAUUCUGAGGUGUCAUGUUUCUUAUAACUGUAAGUUUGACUCAUGUAACGAUGAUAGACUGGGCACGUGAUGAGAAGAUUUGUAAAUAGUAUAAAUCCUAUAAAUGUCGAAUGAAUAGAGAAAAAUUUUUCAGCGUUCAAAAUGAUUUUUAUCCAUGUAUUGAAUUGCUUAUAUAAAGGACAAAUAUUUCCUAACCGAUAUCACUCCAAGUAUAAGUAUCGGACUAUGAUAUAUUUUCAUUGAUGUGUGACGUAUGUUGAGUAUUUGUUGAUAAGUGUCAAAUCAUGAAACAUAUUCAUUAAUGCUGAAUUUAAAUUCAAUACAUCCUACUGAGAUAGACAAAUACAACAGACCUCAACCUCAUUGAGUUACUCUUUAGACACAAACUAAGAUGUAUGUUAAAAUUGUUUUCCCAUUGAAAUGAUUUGAUGAAAAUGGACAGAAAGUUCAUCUUUGUAUGGUUAGUAUAAUAUAAAGAUAUUUGUUUUUCUCGCAUAAUCACCGGUGUAAGAUUGACUUGUCCGGUGUGAGACAGCAGUGUGAGAUUUUUCUGUCUUACACUGUGUAUUACUACGCCGCGAACGAUAACGUAAACAUUCCGUCUUUAUAUAAAGAAAUUGUAACAAUGUUAAAAAAUAUUACAUAUACUUAAAAUGUUGUCA
Messenger RNA from Saccostrea echinata, 1524 nucleotides. RefSeq names its product torsin-1B-like. The coding region runs from base 90 to 854 and encodes 254 amino acids. The transcript is spliced from 4 exons. Gene Ontology annotation, biological process: cellular response to misfolded protein. Gene Ontology annotation, molecular function: ATP hydrolysis activity; ATP binding. The record is from RefSeq and is a predicted model, not a curated record. Lineage: Eukaryota; Metazoa; Mollusca; Bivalvia; Ostreida; Ostreidae.